Electrophorus electricus (electric eel) is the source of this 2615-nucleotide messenger RNA. RefSeq names its product dolichyl-diphosphooligosaccharide--protein glycosyltransferase subunit STT3B-like. Lineage: Eukaryota; Metazoa; Chordata; Actinopteri; Gymnotiformes; Gymnotidae. The record is from RefSeq and is a predicted model, not a curated record. Gene Ontology annotation, biological process: post-translational protein modification. Gene Ontology annotation, cellular component: membrane. Gene Ontology annotation, molecular function: dolichyl-diphosphooligosaccharide-protein glycotransferase activity.
CAUACCGCGUGACGCAGCGAGCCGACGUGGGCGGACUAGCGACCGCUCCUCACGAGCCGCAGCCGAAGCGAGCGCGCAGGUGGAGGCAGAGCGAGGCAGGGCUCUCUCCACCUCUCCGUCAUCUCUCCAUCACCUCUCCAGCUCGGACGGCCGCGCGGCAUGGCGGAGCAGCACGCAGCCUCCGACGGCAAGCCCAGGGCGGUCGGUCGCGCGAGCGCCGCUGCGAAAGCCGGGCUGUCCCGCGGGCUGACGCAGCCCGCCGCGUGGCACUCGCUGCUCUCGUUCACGGUGCUUUUCCUGGCGUGGCUCGCGGGCUUCAGCUCCAGGCUGUUCGCCGUGAUCCGCUUCGAGAGCGUCAUCCACGAGUUCGACCCCUGGUUUAACUACAGGUCAACACACCACCUCACCACCAAUGGCUUCUAUGAGUUCCUCAACUGGUUCGACGAGCGCGCCUGGUAUCCACUGGGCCGGAUCGUUGGGGGCACGGUGUACCCAGGUCUGAUGCUCACAGCAGGUGUUAUCCACUACAUCCUGAACCUCCUCCACAUCACUGUACACAUCCGUGACGUGUGUGUGUUCCUGGCACCUGUGUUCAGUGGCCUGACUGCCAUUUCCACCUUCCUCCUGACGAGGGCACUGUGGAGUCAGGGAGCUGGCCUGCUCGCUGCCUGCUUUAUCGCCAUCGUGCCCGGAUACAUCUCGCGCUCUGUCGCUGGCUCCUUUGACAACGAGGGCAUCGCCAUUUUUGCCCUGCAGUUCACAUACUACCUUUGGGUGAAGUCCAUCAAAACAGGAUCAGUCUUCUGGGUCAUCUGCUGUUGUCUGAGCUACUUCUACAUGGUGUCAGCGUGGGGAGGGUAUGUGUUCAUCAUUAAUCUGAUUCCUCUUCAUGUGUUUGUCCUGCUCCUGAUGCAACGCUUCAGCAAGAGAGUCUACAUAGCCUACAGCACUUUCUACAUAGUGGGCCUAGUCUUGUCCAUGCAAAUACCAUUCGUCGGAUUUCAGCCAAUCAGGACCAGUGAGCACAUGGCCGCAGCUGGUGUGUUUGCACUUUUGCAGGUCUAUGCUUUCCUGCAGUAUCUGCGAGACAAGCUGACCAGACAGGACAGACAGACCUUGUUCCACCUGGCAGUGUUUACAGCUGCUGUCCUCGUGUUUCUUACUGUUAUAUACCUCAGCUGUAUCGGUUGCAUUGCACCGUGGAGCGGUCGGUUCUAUUCUCUCUGGGAUACUGGCUAUGCUAAGAUCCACAUCCCCAUCAUAGCAUCCGUGUCGGAGCACCAGCCCACUACCUGGGUCUCCUUCUUCUUUGACCUGCACAUCCUGGUGUGCACAUUUCCAGCAGGACUCUGGUUCUGCAUCAAGAACAUCAAUGAUGAGCGCGUGUUCGUGGCCCUCUAUGCCAUCAGUGCAGUGUACUUUGCGGGCGUGAUGGUGCGUCUCAUGCUGACGCUCACACCUGUCGUCUGCAUGCUGUCUGCCAUCGCCUUCUCCAGCAUCUUCGAGCGUUACCUCAGCGAUGACAUGAAGCGGGACAACCCGCCAGCAGAUGAUAGCAGUGAUGAUGAUGACAGGAGGAAUUCUGGAAAUCUAUAUGAUAAGGCCGGUAAGGUCCGUAAGCAUGUCUCCGAGCAGGACAAGUUGGAGGACGGCUUAGGCUCCAACAUUAAGAGUGUCGUCACCAUGCUAAUGCUCAUGUUACUGCUCAUGUUUGCCGUGCACUGCACCUGGGUGACCAGCAACGCCUACUCCAGCCCCAGUGUGGUACUGGCCUCUUAUAACCACGAUGGGUCUCGGAACAUUCUGGAUGAUUUCAGGGAGGCCUACUAUUGGCUGCGUCAGAACACCAAUGAACAUGCCAGGGUGAUGUCCUGGUGGGAUUAUGGGUACCAGAUCGCCGGCAUGGCCAAUCGGACGACGCUAGUGGACAACAACACCUGGAACAACAGUCACAUCGCUCUGGUAGGGAAGGCGAUGUCGUCCAAUGAGAGUGCAGCAUAUGACAUCAUGAGGAUGCUGGAUGUUGACUAUAUCCUGAUCAUCUUCGGAGGUGUGAUUGGCUACUCAGGUGAUGACAUCAAUAAAUUUUUGUGGAUGGUGAGGAUAGCGGAGGGAGAACACCCCAAAGACAUACGGGAAAGCGACUACUUCACCCCUCAGGGCGAGUUUCGAGUCGACAAGGCCGGCUCCCCCACACUGCUGAACUGCCUGAUGUAUAAGAUGUCCUACUACCGGUUUGGGGAGAUGCAGCUGGAUUUCCGCACUCCACCAGGCUUUGACCGUACCCGGAAUGCCGAGAUUGGAAACAAGGACAUCAGAUUCCAGCACCUGGAGGAGGCGUACACCUCAGAGCACUGGCUCGUCCGGAUUUACAAAGUGAAGAACCUGGACAACCGUGCAGCGCUCGGCCACAGGCUCCGUGUCCCCGGCGCCAAGUACAAGCACACUCCCAAAAAGGGUGCUAAGAGGAGGCGUGGCUACAUCAGGAACAAGCUGCAUCUGAAAAAAGGCAAGAGAUUAAGUAAGAAAUAAAACACCGGAGGACUAGAGGACUAGCCUGGGACUCACUGAAGCACACACGACAAGGGAACCGCCGAAGCGUGGAGCAUCACUAG